Molecule: messenger RNA, 453 nt
Organism: Lachnellula hyalina
Lineage: Eukaryota; Fungi; Ascomycota; Leotiomycetes; Helotiales; Lachnaceae
Gene: rps19
Product: 40S ribosomal protein
Exons: 3
Coding region: 1-453 (150 amino acids)
Biological process (GO): ribosomal small subunit assembly; translation
Cellular component (GO): cytosolic small ribosomal subunit; ribosome
Molecular function (GO): RNA binding; structural constituent of ribosome
Source: RefSeq, a predicted model, not a curated record
AUGACCGGUGGUGUUUCUGUUCGCGAUGUUGAUGCGCAAAAGUUCAUCGAGUCAUAUGCCGCCUUCUUGAAGAGACAGGGAAAACUUCCCAUUCCAGGUUGGGUUGACACCGUCAAGACCGGCCCAGCCAAGGAGCUCCCCCCUCAAUCAAUCGACUGGUUCUACGUCCGCGCCGCCUCGAUCGCCCGCCACGUCUACCUGCGCAAAACCGUCGGUGUCGGCCGUCUCCGCAAAGUCCACGGCAGCACACGCAACCGCGGAUCCCGCCCAUCCCACCACGUCGAUGCCUCUGGCUCCGUCGACCGCAAGGUCAUGCAAGCGCUUGAGAAGAUCGGUGUCCUGGAGCAGGAUGAGGACAAGGGAGGACGACGCAUUACGCAGAGUGGACAGAGAGAUUUGGACCGUAUCGCGCAGACCACUGUCGAGGCUGAUGAGGACGAGGACGACGAGUAG